AUGAGCGAAACAAAAGGAAGCAGCAGCACGCCAUUAACGACCUCCUGCAAGCUCCCAGAUUUCAAACAAUCAGUAAAGCUCAAGUACGUAAAACUUGGUUACCAUUACCUCAUAACCCAUGGAAUGUUCCUUUUCCUCUCCCCACUGCUCGUAAUAAUCGCUGCACAGCUUUCCACCUUCUCCCUAAACGACCUCAACCUCCUGUGGGACCAUCUCCGCUUCAACCUCAUCUCCAUAAUCCUCUGCUCAGCCCUUUUAGUCUUCCUCUCCACUCUCUACUUCCUCACUCGCCCAAAUCCCAUUUAUCUCGUCAAUUUCUCCUGCUACAAACCCAAUCCCGACCGAAAAUGCACUCGUCAAAUCUUCAUGGAAAGAUCCAAGCUCACGGGCUCGUUCACCGAGUCAAACCUCGAUUUUCAACGCAAGAUUCUCGAGCGUUCGGGCCUCGGCGAAUCCACUUACCUUCCGGAAGCCGUACUUCGAGUCCCUCCAAAUCCGUGCAUGGCCGAGGCCAGAAAGGAAGCCGAAGCCGUCAUGUUCGGCGCCAUAGACGAGCUUCUCGAGAAAACUUCACUAAAACCGAAAGACAUUGGAAUCUUGAUCGUUAAUUGUAGUCUUUUUAACCCUACGCCUUCUUUAUCGGCUAUGGUUAUUAAUCAUUACAAGCUUAGGGGGAAUAUUUUAAGCUAUAAUCUCGGGGGAAUGGGCUGUAGCGCGGGCUUGAUCUCGAUCGACCUCGCUAAAGAUCUUUUGCAGGUUCACCCGAAUACUUACGCGUUAGUCGUCAGUAUGGAGAAUAUCACGCUCAAUUGGUAUUUCGGUAAUGAAAGGUCGAUGCUUGUUUCGAACUGUCUUUUUCGUAUGGGUGGAGCCGCCAUAUUGCUUUCGAACAAAAGGUCUGAGUAUUGGCGGGCAAAGUACCGAUUAGUCCACACUGUUCGAACGCAUAAAGGCUCAGACGAGAAGUGUUUUUCUUGCGUGACUCAAAUGGAGGAUUCGAAUGGGAAAAUCGGGGUUUCGCUAUCGAAGGAUUUGAUGGCGGUGGCUGGGGAUGCUUUAAAGACUAAUAUUACAACACUUGGCCCGCUUGUCUUGCCUAUGUCCGAGCAGCUUCUGUUCUUGGCGACUUUGGUUAGGAGAAAGAUGUUUAAAAAGAAGGUGAAGCCUUACAUACCUGAUUUUAAACUUGCGUUUGAGCAUUUUUGUAUACAUGCGGGUGGGAGGGCUGUGCUGGAUGAGCUGGAGAAGAAUCUGCAGCUUUCGGAAUGGCAUAUGGAGCCGUCGAGGAUGACUCUGUAUAGGUUUGGUAAUACGUCGAGCAGUUCGCUUUGGUAUGAGCUGGCGUAUAUGGAAGCGAAAGGGAGGGUGAAGAGAGGGGACAGGACAUGGCAGAUUGCGUUUGGUUCGGGAUUUAAGUGCAACAGUGCUGUUUGGAAAGCCCUGCGAACGAUAAAGCCGGGUGAAGAGAAGAGCCCGUGGAUUGAUGAGAUUGAGCAGUUUCCUGUUGAGGUGCCUAAGGUAGCAGCUAUUUAG
Molecule: messenger RNA, 1533 nt
Organism: Striga asiatica
Lineage: Eukaryota; Viridiplantae; Streptophyta; Magnoliopsida; Lamiales; Orobanchaceae
Source: the annotation of a GenBank genome assembly